AUGUCACUUGCUUCUCCCAGGCUGUUAACGCCUCCGCUUGCUGCCUGUUCUCAUCCCUCGUCCUCAGUUCUUGUGUUUUGCGUGUUCUCUUCUCAGAGGAACACCACUGGCGUUCUUGUCGUGAUGAAUAUUGUAGAAUGGGCCUUUGGCAAGCGCAUGACGCCUGCAGAGCGCCUGCGCAAGCAUCAGCGUGCAUUAGAGCGGACUCAGCGAGAACUUGACCGAGAGCGGAUCAAGCUGGAAAACCAGGAAAAGAAACUGGUCCAAGACAUCAAGAAGAGUGCCAAGAAUGGGCAGAUUGGCGCUUGCAAGAUCCAAGCAAAGGAUCUUGUCAGAAGCAGAAGAUACAUCCAGAAAUUCUACCAGAUGCGGACGCAAUUACAAGCCAUCUCUCUACGGAUCCAGACUGUCCGCAGCAACGAACAAAUGAUGCAAUCGAUGAAGGGAGCCACGGCGCUUUUAGGUAGCAUGAAUAGACAAAUGAACUUGCCCGCUUUACAACGAAUAGCUAUGGAAUUUGAAAAAGAAAACGAAAUCAUGGACGAGCGGCAGGAGAUGAUGGAUGAUGCGAUUGACGAGGCUACGGGCAUUGAAGACGAAGAGGAGAGCGAAGACAUUGUGAAGGAAGUCCUUGAUGAAAUUGGAGUAGAUCUGGGCCAGGCCUUUGGCGAGACCCCAACCGGAAUCGACAAGGAAACUGUAGGAGAAGCCCGGGUGGCCCAAGCGAUUGGCGGUGGUGCUGGCGAAGACGACGACCUGCAAGCUCGCCUCGACGGUCUUCGAAGAAUGUUCGGUGGCUCCUCGAGCCCACCCAAAGAGAAAACUGACCUGGUGCCUUCAACUGGAACCAGCCCGACUGCUCCACUAACCGUCAACACAGAGGAUAUCGGAGGGGGAGGACGAGAAAAGAAAACUACGACUUCAUCAUCUGGAUCUGCGAACAGAAAGAACAACGAGGACCAGACAGCCGGUGAUAGGAAACGGCGAAGUAGCUCGGUGACAAAAGCUGCAUCCUUUUUCACCAACGCAAAGAACUCGUUUCAUUUUGCUAGUCGAGAACCGUCUCAUCAUCCUAGUCAAAUCCCUCAGAGUCCGUUACAAAAGCUGGGGAAGAUGGAUCCCGCCUUGAGUGUGCCUCAGGGCUCCUUGAACAACUCUGCCGGGGAGUCAGUGCCUACGCCGCGUUCGUCAUUCCGAGUCGGUGUUACAGAAGAUAAGAAUCGGAAAUGUCGUAGGACUAUGGAAGACACACACGCAUAUCUUUACCACUUCCUAGGAACGCCCGCCCCGGUCGCCACCGAGGAUCCCGCAACCAAUGGCAAUGACUCGGCUGGUUCAAGCGAAGCAGUCACAGAUGAGAAUGAGUCCACACAUGUUGUCGAGACAGACAAUGGGUAUUUUGCUAUUUUUGAUGGGCAUGCUGGUACAUUUGCCGCUGAGUGGUGUGGGAAGAAGCUGCAUCUUAUUCUUGAGGAAAUCAUGCGGAGAAACCCUAACACCCAGGUCCCUGAGCUGCUAGACCAGGCGUUUAGCAGUGCCGACCAGCAGUUGGAAGCGCUACCCCUGAAGAACAGUGGCUGCACGGCAGUUGCAGCAGUGUUACGUUGGGAAGACCGGAUAGCCAGCUCACAGUCUGCUACAGGCUCUGUGCCCAUAGGUCCAGCUGCUGCCUCCGCAAGCAAGCUAGAAAUUUCCUCAGAUUCGGCUUCGGAAUCUGCUCAAACGCCCACCCAAUCUUCGGCCAGCCCAGAGUCCACAUUGCCAAAGCUCCAGGAACCUGCAUCUCGCCAGCGUGUCUUGUACACGGCGAAUGUCGGUGAUGCUCGGAUCGUACUGUGUAGAAAUGGUAAAGCUCUGCGGCUUUCAUAUGACCAUAAAGGCAGUGAUGAGAACGAAGGGAAACGUAUCGCGAAUGCUGGUGGUCUUAUCUUGAACAAUCGUGUCAACGGUGUUCUCGCUGUCACGAGAGCCCUCGGAGAUAUAUACCUGAAAGAUCUGGUUACCGGUCAUCCAUAUACGACCGAGACUGUCAUUCAACCUGAUCAAGAUGAAUUUAUUAUUUUGGCCUGUGAUGGACUAUGGGAUGUUUGCACGGACCAAGAAGCAGUCGACUUGAUACGAAACGUCAAAGACGCCCAGGAGGCAUCCAAGAUGCUUGUGGAUCAUGCUUUAUCGCGCUUCAGCACGGAUAAUUUGUCUUGUAUGGUCGUACGUUUCGACGCCAAUCUGAUUCGAGACGUUGUCGAACGCCGUAUAGAUCCAAUCGGAGUUGAAGGAGACCCGUCUUCCAAGGACAAAGGCGGCGUAAGCGAGGCUGACAAGAUCAUCGAAGGCACGAAGAAACAACUGAACGAUGCAAAUGCCGAUGGCACUCUGAAUGUUAACCUAGGUCUCAAUGCCAAACUUAAAGCAGGCCCUGCCGAAGUAGCAUCUGCUGAAUCGCCGGGUCCAGAGGUUACAGUCGAUGACACAUUGAACCCGCUGAAUCCAAAAGAUGCUAUCAGUACUGAAAGUGAAAGUAACCCUGCAAAGUGA
Messenger RNA from Talaromyces rugulosus, 2535 nucleotides. RefSeq lists its product as uncharacterized. NCBI's taxonomy places the organism in Eukaryota, Fungi, Ascomycota, Eurotiomycetes, Eurotiales, Trichocomaceae. Bases 1 to 2535 code for a protein of 844 amino acids. Gene Ontology annotation, biological process: protein dephosphorylation; vacuolar transport. The transcript has 7 exons. The record is from RefSeq and is a predicted model, not a curated record. Gene Ontology annotation, molecular function: protein serine/threonine phosphatase activity; cation binding.